Messenger RNA from Lineus longissimus, 1850 nucleotides. RefSeq names its product tigger transposable element derived 5-like. The transcript is spliced from 2 exons. Gene Ontology annotation, cellular component: nucleus. Gene Ontology annotation, molecular function: DNA binding. The record is from RefSeq and is a predicted model, not a curated record. Lineage: Eukaryota; Metazoa; Nemertea; Pilidiophora; Heteronemertea; Lineidae. The coding region runs from base 39 to 1028 and encodes 329 amino acids.
UUAAGAUUGUCAAUCACAAGCGUCAGCAAGAAACCAAAAUGAUGUGCACUGUCAUUUUUUGCAUUUUGAUAAUGUUUUCUGAUUUCGUUCAUCCAAUGGAUAAUGGCGACAUCAAUAAUGUUGAUGAAAAUGUCGAUGCCUUACAACCUCCUGCUCGGCGUCACCGAUCGUAUUCACUGGCGGAGAAAAUCCGUCUGCUCGAUGACUAUGAAAACGAAAACAUCAGGCAGCCUCAUGGGAUUUCAUCGGCCCAGUUUGCCAGGGAGCAUAACAUCCCCUCCGGGACAAUGCGCCGAUGGCUCCGCGAAGAGGAUGACCUCCGAGAGAGACAUCGCGAAACUACGAGCAGGCAGGUCAACAGGCGCAGACAAAGACAAAGAGGCAUUGCCUUAUGGCCAGAGGUUGACAGGUCAGUUCGUGAAUGGAUGGCAACAAGGCGACAACAUGGGGUACCUGUCUCGGGCGACGACAUGAUGAUUAAAGCUGAACAGUCUUUCCGAACAUGGUGGGCAGUGCUUCCCGAACAGCAGCAACAGGAAUACCGGCAGCAUCGGCCACAAUUAACAGACUUCAGGGCGUCCAGAGGGUGGCUAACUGGUUUUCUCUCCAGGAACGGGAUUAGAUUUAGGAAACAAUGCAAAAAUGUUACGGCUAUUCCCGAAAACGCGGAUGAACUUGUGGCCAAUUUUCAGCAAAAUGUUGCCCAGACGGUUGAUGAAAAUGGGAUUGAACUUGUGAUAAACAUGAAUGAAACGUUUGCACUUUUUGACAUGGCGCCACAAUACACCUACAAUGAAAAGGGGGCAAAACAAAUUGAUCUUCGCACGUCCCGAGGGAAUCCGAAACUAGGAUGUACCGUAACUUUAGGGAUUACAAGGGAGGGGAGAAAUCUGCCUGCGAGUGUGAUACUCCGAGGACUGAGGGCUGACGGGGAAGUAAUCCAGGAUUUGAGGGAGAAUGCACCGGACAAUGUCCGAGUAACCGGGUCUGAAACGGGUUGGGCAAACUGGCAGACACUACUAUCGUAGGUUAAUGACAGUCUUCUCCCUUUUGUAGGUGAUGCCUUUUCAUUUUUGUUGAUAUGGGACAUGUUCCCAGCCCAUAGAAAUGACAAGGUUCAGCAUCACAUUGAAGAUGCGCCUGGUUUUAUCCAGUUGAUUCCAGGAAGAUGUACUUCUUUGGUCCAGCCGUUUGAUAAAACUGUCAUCCGUUCCUUCAAAAUUAGCAUGCGUAAAAUGUGGAAGGCCUGGAAGAUCCAAAGUAAUGAUGAACAUGGUCGUUGUGAGCCAAUUACUAGGGAUACGCUUUUGCGCAUUAUCAGCGACUCCUUGGCCCCUACAACGGAAGAGGCAAUCCAUACGGCCUGGCGUGCGUGCGGACUGCUUCAAGGAGAUGAGCCAGUGCCAGAUCACGUUGAUCAAGACAUUAUUGAUUUUGAUAACAUUGAAAUCGAAGACAAGUCUAGACUGGUCUAGAAUUUGUAGAUUUGGACGAAGAAUUGACUUAAACCCAGUAUUAAUCAUCACAUCCUGUUUGUCUUUCUUUUCAUCCAAUUCAACUCAAUGAGCCCAAGUGCUUUUGCACGAACGCGGUAGAAGUCUACCACCAAUAACCCCGAGGCUGUACACCUAACCACAAGAAAACGACACUUGUCAUCAGCGUCAUCUAGGCCUAUUUCAAAGGACCUGAACAUGUAUACGCAAUGAUUUCCUCACGACCAGUUUUGUGGGCCGUUCGCUUAUCACAUAUUUUACAGUAAUUCUCAAGUGUAGAUUUACGAUGAUAAAAGUAAUUCAUGCAUCUCCUGCAGAGAUACACAGUAUGAGUGUCAUUCCUGAAGAACAUAUUGA